This is a messenger RNA of Maniola jurtina (meadow brown), 1485 nucleotides long. RefSeq lists its product as uncharacterized. The record is from RefSeq and is a predicted model, not a curated record. NCBI's taxonomy places the organism in Eukaryota, Metazoa, Arthropoda, Insecta, Lepidoptera, Nymphalidae. The transcript has 2 exons. Bases 120 to 1466 code for a protein of 448 amino acids.
GGGAUGCUGACUGCCAUUUUAUCACGCCAGAUGGCGCAUCGUCGCCAUGGCCAUUGAAAACUGUCAUAUUCAUACGUUUAAUAACCUUUCACAAAGUAAUUUUUUAAUUUUCUCAAAAUAUGCCUCUUUGUGCUGUGCCAGGAUGUACUAACUCCGGUGUCCAUUUAUUUCCGAAAGAUCCAAAGUUAAAAAAACAGUGGGAGAAGGUUAUACGUCGCAAAAAUUUUGUGGCGACUUUGCAUAGCAGGUUAUGUCGGAAUCAUUUCCAAGAGUCUGAUUAUGUAGGAGAGUCAGCUUACACAGGAUAUCCUCAAAUAUGCAGGUAUUUAAAAAAGGGGACCAUACCAAGCAUAUUUCCUUGGUCCACCCAUGUGUCAACAACGCCUACAUCAAGAGCCCGUCGAUAUUUGGCAAGAAGCAGACGCCAAAUUGACUUCGGUCAACCAACUGUGGAUGAAAGUAUUCCAGAACCCUCUACGAGUACUGAAAUAGAAAUAUCUACAAUAAUAGAGUCCUCAACAGAAGACAUUACUCCAAAAGCAAUAUCUGUUAGCACUCAGUGUGGUAGUACUUUGGGAAUAUUAUCACUAGAAGCUAUGAGAGGCAAUAAUAAAACUAUUCAUUUUUAUACCGGUCUUGAAAACUAUGACAAAUUCAUGCUGCUCUUAGACACAUUAACUCCUAUGUGCUAUAAUUUAAACUAUUUGAGAAGUACAGUUAUGAAUGUUUGUGUUCGUGACCAAAUGUUAAUAACAAUGAUGAAACUUAGAAGGUAUUUACCAGAUUUUGAGUUGGCAUUUUUGUUUGGUAUUUCAGAAACUAAUGUUGCAAACAUUUUUAUAACAUGGAUCAAUUUUAUGUAUGAAAUAUGGAAUUUAAUUGAUAUUUGGCCCACUAAAGAAUUAGUUGAAUACUUUAUGCCGGAGGCAUUUAAAAGAGGUUUUCCGAGUACAAGAAUUAUUGUGGACACAACGGAAAUACCCAUUACAAAGCCUGGUAAUCCUAUAGCACAGCAAGUGACAUUCAGCAACUAUAAACACAAAAAUACUGUGAAGGCUAUGAUUGGGGCAACACCUGGUGGUCUAAUAUCAUAUAUCUCAGAAUGUUAUGGUGGUUCUGUCAGUGAUAGACAGAUCAUAGAAAGAUCUGAGCUGGUUAAUCGUUGUGACAGUGGCGACUCUAUUAUGGCUGAUAGAGGUUUCAAUGUGCAGGAUAUAUUUGCUACAAAAGACGUUACUAUUAAUAUUCCAACAUAUUUGAAAGGAAAGACACAAAUACCUGGUAUUAGAAUAGUCCAGGAUCGAAAACUAGCAAGCAAACGAGUGCACAUAGAACGUAUUAUUGGGCUAGCCAAAACUUACAAGAUUUUAAAAAGUGAAUUAAGCCCAUACCACGUAGCCUUAUCAUCAAGAAUUUUAUUCAUUUGUGCUUUUGUAUGUAAUUUUAGAGAAAAUAUUAUGAAAUAAAAGCUGUUUAAUCUUAUAU